CCAUCAAUUAACUCUCACUCUUCCCCCUCGUCCACCUUUCUCACCACUUUCCCGGAUACUGCAUUGAAUGUCGCUCAAUCUCGAAAUUAAGACGCCCUCGCCUUCGUGAACUGCCGCCUGAGUGAUCCUCCCCGACAUCUCGCGCCACCGCAACAACCCACUUGUCUGGCGUCAUGGUUCCCCAAAUCAAGCAGGAUCCAGACGCUCAGACGGCGCCAUACAUCAAACCCGACCCCGAGAGCAAAGACACCGUCCUCGCCGACAUCGACGACGAGGACCUGUACGAAGAUGCCGGCGAUCUCGAUUUCUCGCAGGCGCAGCGGAGCGUAUGGCUCUCGCGCCUGCCCCGGUCGCUAUGGGAGCAUUGGUCGAACAUAACCAACAACCUGGACGACGACGAGGAGGUUCAGAUCGGAACGAUGAGAGUGGAAGGGACGCCGAACGAUAUCAAACGAGUCAGUUUGCGCAUCCCCGAGCGAGACGAUAACCGCGAAAUCCCCAAAGAUUAUAUCCUGCAGCGACAGACGAUAAACACGGAAAUCACGUCGCACUCGACGCAAAACACCUACCUCUUUACGGAACGAGAUAUCCCCGGCCAGGAAAAUCGCAUGGUGGUCUUCGGCGAGGCCCGCUCCGCGCUGUACGAGUCGAUGAAGCGCGAGAUGAAGAAGAAGGAGCGCAAGAAGAAGUGGGAGCCCUACGUGCGCAAGACUGUGCCUAAACAAACGGCGCUGGUUGGUAGUAUUGGGGAAGAGUUUAACUGCCUGCCGGUUGAGAACGAGGAAUUCCGAAUGUUGUCGGAAAAGAAGGCAAUGGAGGCGCUGAAACCCAAGCGUGAGACCGUCUUCAUCGAUAAGAUUCCGGGCAAACUACUCCAGUCGCGGAAUGCGCUGCCGAGCGACAAGGGUGCAUUUGUGCAAGCUACCAAGCCCGCCAAGCUCAAGGCCCAGGAGAACAAAACCACGCGUAUGCCGCAGAACGAGCUGCUGGAUCUCAUCUACCAGGCCUUCCGCGAGUACAAGUACUGGCCUUUUAAGACGCUCAAGGCCCGGCUACGACAGCCUGAGGCAUAUCUCAAGCAAACUUUGGAGUUGGUGGCUCAUUUGGUCAAGUCGGGAGACUUUGCGAUGACCUGGGAGCUCAAGCCGGAAUUCAAGGAGAGCAACUAUGCGACCGCGAUGGCCUAUGGCAAUGCCAAGGAGGAGCUUCCUCCUGGUCUCGACUAUAACUUUGAUGAAGCCUCGGAGGAUGAUCCGAUGGCGUCGGGAAUGGUGACUGAUAAUGACGAUGCACAGUUUGAGAAUGUUGUCUAAAGAGCACGGGAUGUAUCUUGCAUAGGCCAUGGCGUUUUCUCUCUUCUUUCACUCUCUUUUGGGUUACUGGAGUGAUGCUUUUCAUACAGAUUUGUUUUAGAUACAUCUAGUGAGGGUUUAGACCACUGGCUCACCCAUCACAUACCAGUUAUCG
Molecule: messenger RNA, 1467 nt
Organism: Aspergillus brunneoviolaceus CBS 621.78
Lineage: Eukaryota; Fungi; Ascomycota; Eurotiomycetes; Eurotiales; Aspergillaceae
Product: transcription factor IIF subunit TFG2
Exons: 4
Coding region: 174-1313 (379 amino acids)
Biological process (GO): transcription by RNA polymerase II; transcription initiation at RNA polymerase II promoter
Cellular component (GO): transcription factor TFIIF complex
Source: RefSeq, a predicted model, not a curated record